AUGCCUUCCAAAAUAACCGAAGAAUCCAAUGAAUUGACAGACUCAGUCAACAUUAUCUCAAGAUUCUUGGCCCUUGAGCAGAUCUACAGCGCUAAAGACCUCGACACCUACCUUCAAAAGUUCGACCGAACAAACGACAAUGCGUCAACUGAUGUGAUCGUCCUUUGUGCUUCGGCGAUCCUGGCGAUCCCUGAAGCAGUGUUCGACUGGGCGACUCAACAACAAACCUGUUCCAUCGCACGGACACGAAACACAGUUCUUGUUUUGUGUGGUGGAAUUGGACCUUGCACACCAUUCGUCUACAAUGCCAUAAAGUUCAGCAAGAAAUAUUGUCAUAUCUUUGAGGAGAUAAAUGGAAAACCAGAGGGCCAAAUAUUGAAGACCAUGGCGGAACGUUUUUACAGACUCGACCUCAGCAAGAAAGAUACCAGCAAGUCUACAAACAAUGGCUUCGAAAUUCUAGUCUCCGAUCGGUCGACAGAUUGUGGAGCUGAUGCUUUUGAAACGCGAAUGGUGUUGGAUGAUCACGGUAUAAUGAAACCCAGAUCAAUUACCGUGGUGCAGGAUCCUGCGAUGAGCAGCCGAACAGUGUCAUCUUUCCAACGCAUUUACGACGAUCAAGAAGUGCGGAUUUCCAGUUGGCCACAAACGAGGCCAGAUCUUACAAGCAACCACGGAGACCACCAGGCUGGAAAAGACAAUAAGACGAGAGAACUUUGGUCCAUGGACCGAUUCCUAGACCGGAUUAUGGGAGACACAGCUUACACACCAAGUAGAAUGGGAUCAUGCUCGAAUAACAAUGUUGAUAUCCCGAAUGAGGUGGAAGAUGCUUGGUCUAACAUAAUGGAGAAAUAG
This is a messenger RNA of Fusarium poae, 855 nucleotides long. RefSeq lists its product as uncharacterized. The record is from RefSeq and is a predicted model, not a curated record. NCBI's taxonomy places the organism in Eukaryota, Fungi, Ascomycota, Sordariomycetes, Hypocreales, Nectriaceae. Bases 1 to 855 code for a protein of 284 amino acids. Gene Ontology annotation, cellular component: plasma membrane. The transcript has a single exon.